CGUGCCCGGUGCUGCCCAGUCUUUGUCUGCUGCCUCCGGAUGCACAGCGAUGGGGGAAUGGACCAUCUUGGAGAGGCUGCUGGAAGCCGCGGUGCAGCAGCACUCCACUAUGAUCGGGAGGAUCCUGUUGACUGUGGUGGUGAUCUUCCGGAUCCUCAUUGUGGCCAUUGUGGGGGAGACGGUGUACGAUGAUGAGCAGACCAUGUUUGUGUGCAACACCCUGCAGCCCGGCUGUAACCAGGCCUGCUAUGACCGCGCCUUCCCCAUCUCCCACAUUCGUUACUGGGUCUUCCAGAUCAUAAUGGUGUGUACCCCGAGUCUCUGCUUCAUCACCUACUCUGUGCACCAGUCUGCCAAACAGCGAGAACGCCGCUACUCUACUGUCUUCCUAACCCUGGACAGGGAGCCCCCUGAGUCCAUGGGGGGUCCUGGAGGAACUGGGGGUGGAGGCAGUGGUGGUGGCAAACGAGAUGAUAAGAAGUUACAAAAUGCCAUUGUCAAUGGCGUGCUGCAGAACACAGAGAACACCAGCAAGGAGACAGAGCCAGAUUGUUUAGAGGUUAAGGAGCUGACCCCACACCCAUCAGGGCUGCGCACUGCUGCACGAUCCAAGCUCCGAAGGCAGGAAGGCAUCUCUCGCUUCUACAUUAUCCAAGUGGUGUUCAGAAAUGCCCUGGAGAUUGGGUUUCUGGUAGGCCAAUACUUUCUCUAUGGCUUCAGUGUCCCAGGGUUGUAUGAGUGUGACCGCUACCCCUGCAUCAAGGAGGUGGAAUGUUAUGUGUCCCGGCCUACUGAGAAGACUGUCUUUUUAGUGUUCAUGUUUGCUGUGAGUGGCAUCUGUGUUGUGCUCAACCUGGCUGAACUCAACCACCUGGGAUGGCGCAAGAUCAAGUUGGCCGUGCGAGGGGCCCAGGCCAAGAGGAAGUCAGUCUAUGAGAUCCGCAACAAGGACCUGCCCCGGGUCAGUGUUCCCAAUUUUGGCAGGACUCAGUCCAGUGACUCUGCCUAUGUGUGAAGGGGCAGCUUCACACAUAGGGCCUGGGGAAUGAAAUCUGCCCCAAGGCAGAUGACUACUCAGAGAGAGUGGCUGUAUCUGCCCUCAUUUGCCAUUGAGCUAUAGGACAAGACUAGUUAAGAGAAGACCCUGCAUCAAUGGGAGAGGAGAGAAAGUAGAGCCAUUACCACAGGUCACACCAUUGGUUCCUACAGAGACCACUGCGCAGAGUGAUGAGAUGGAUGAGUCGGACUUCUUUGGGCCUUUUCGCUGAUGGCCCAGUCUGAUCCUGCCAACAGUGUGCUUGCACAGCUACCAAGUAGGACUUAGCUCCACUGAGCUCAAUAUCCUGGUGAAUGGCAUUAACAAAUACUUCAUCGGUCCAAAAUUUGUGACCUAUCUCAACACGUCCCUUCAUCCUGGGCUGCAGGACAAACAUCCUUGAGGCAUCUUUCGUGUACCUCCCCCAUCAGCAUGCUCCUCUCCUUCAACCCAGGAUAGCAUGCCAGCUUUUUUCUGAAUCUAGCCUUACAGUAGACCUAAUACGGUUUAUCUGCAAGCUAGAGGGAAUUACAUGGGGUGCUUUUUGGAGAUUGGCCAUGGCAGAGGUUCGCAUUCAAGCCCCAUCUGACAAGCCCUUAGUCACUAUGAAAACCUUAGGAAUGUCUCAGUAUUUCCAAUUUUCUAACUCAAACUGCACUGGUGCUGUUUA
Messenger RNA from Lynx canadensis (Canada lynx), 1706 nucleotides. It is a transcript of the gene GJD2, whose product is annotated as gap junction protein delta 2. Gene Ontology annotation, biological process: cell communication. The transcript is spliced from 2 exons. The record is from RefSeq and is a predicted model, not a curated record. The coding region runs from base 50 to 1015 and encodes 321 amino acids. Lineage: Eukaryota; Metazoa; Chordata; Mammalia; Carnivora; Felidae. Gene Ontology annotation, cellular component: connexin complex.